AUGGGAGACAAGGUCGAUCAAGCUUAUGCCAGCACCCUCAAAAUCAACCAUUACCAGCCAGAUAAAACGCCAUGGCGGCGACUGGGAGAAUACCUCUAUCGUGUGAUGGAGGACGGUUCUAACACGCAGUUUCGUCUGGCUGCCAUCGAGAGCCUACUUCCUCCUAAGACCGAUGGACCGGUCUUCCAUUUCCAUGAGAUGCACGACGAAGGCUUUUAUGUCUCGAAGGGAAAGGUUCGCUUCCACAGCCCCGGUCGACCGACCGUCGACGCCAAAGCUGGAGACUUUGUGGUAGUUCCAAUUAGGCUACCUCAUCGAUUCAGUAAUCCUUUUGAUGAGGAGGCUGUCUUCGUGAAUACCAUCACCCCUGGGUUUUUUGUGCGCUACUUUGAACACCUGGAAGAGCUCAUCGGGGAGGGUAAGGUCUUGACCCCCGAGGUUAAUAAGGCCGCCCUACGACGUUUUGCAACAGUUCCUGUAAGCCAGGAGGACAUCGAUGAUAUAGAGAGUAAGAGUGGUAUUGUUGUUCAGACCGAGGGAGAGAAAUAUGUGGACCAAGUUGCUGCGGAAAAGGCUGUGGCUGUCUCGGCCUAA
Molecule: messenger RNA, 594 nt
Organism: Penicillium hordei
Lineage: Eukaryota; Fungi; Ascomycota; Eurotiomycetes; Eurotiales; Aspergillaceae
Exons: 3
Coding region: 1-594 (197 amino acids)
Source: RefSeq, a predicted model, not a curated record